CGUCCCACCUAGUGUAGCGGAUGUCAUAUGGAAGCAGGGGCAGCUUCUCAAGACUUCUAACUGACGCCCAAGGAAUGGUCCGAUAGAAGCCUGCCUUUUGUAAAGAGAAAUCUUUAGGGAUGAAGAAUCCUUCGGGGAAGCAAGUACUCUGAGCAGUACUGUUAGAGGGUUAGGGCGCUAUUGUCUUGCCCUAUUCCAAGAUGGCGACUCGGCUUCACCGAGUUCUCACUUCCGCUCCCCCUCUCUAGUGAAGCGCUCUCUGAAUGGCUAGGUCCUGGUGCCGUGGCGUGACGUCACGACCCCCUGACCAAUCGGUUGAGAGCUGAGCUGUACUAGGCAGUGGGAACCGGACUCUGGCCCUCGUCGUGUGUGGGUGCGGACGGUUGUGGCCAGUUCUCUUUUAGACCAUGGCAACUUAUCUGGAGUUCAUUCAGCAGAAUGAAGAACGUGAUGGCGUGCGCUUCAGCUGGAAUGUGUGGCCUUCCAGCCGUCUUGAGGCCACAAGAAUGGUUGUCCCCCUGGCUUGUCUCCUCACUCCAUUAAAAGAGCGUGCAGACCUGCCUCCAGUACAGUAUGAACCUGUGCUUUGCAGCAGGCCAACUUGCAAGGCUGUUCUCAAUCCUCUUUGUCAGGUUGAUUUUCGAGCAAAACUUUGGGCUUGUAAUUUCUGUUUCCAAAGAAAUCAGGUAUGUGAAUUAUUUCUAAAUAUUAUAGAGACUAUUUUCAUACCUAACUUGCUUUGAAAAUUGUAUACUGAUCAUUAUGUUAUUUUAUUUUAUUUUUGUCUAAAGCGUGGUGCUCGGUCCCCUCUGAUAUUUCUCUAUGUGGUUGACAUAUGCCUGGAGGAAGAUGACCUUCAAGCCCUCAAAGAGUCUUUGCAGAUGUCCCUGAGUCUCCUUCCUCCAGAUGCUCUGGUGGGUCUCAUCACUUUUGGGAGAAUGGUGCAGGUUCAUGAACUAAGCUGUGAAGGAAUCUCCAAAAGUUACGUCUUCCGAGGAACCAAGGAUUUAACUGCAAAGCAAAUUCAGGAUAUGCUUGGCCUCACCAAACCAGCUAUGCCUAUACAGCAAGCAAGACCAGCUCAACCUCAGGAACACCCUUUUGUUUUCAGCAGAUUUUUGCAGCCUGUUCACAAGAUUGACAUGAACCUCACUGAUCUUCUUGGGGAGCUGCAGAGGGACCCAUGGCCAGUAACUCAGGGGAAGAGGCCUUUGCGAUCCACUGGUGUUGCCUUGUCCAUUGCUGUUGGCUUGUUGGAGGUCACUUUCCCAAACACAGGAGCCAGAAUCAUGCUAUUUACUGGAGGGCCUCCAACCCAGGGACCUGGCAUGGUGGUUGGAGAUGAAUUAAAGAUUCCUAUUCGUUCCUGGCAUGACAUUGAGAAAGACAAUGCACGGUUCAUGAAAAAGGCAACCAAACACUAUGAGAUGCUUGCUAAUAGAACUGCUGCAAAUGGUCACUGUAUUGAUAUUUAUGCCUGUGCCCUUGAUCAAACUGGACUUUUGGAGAUGAAGUGUUGUCCAAAUCUUACUGGAGGCCACAUGGUGAUGGGAGAUUCUUUCAACACUUCUCUCUUUAAGCAGACAUUCCAAAGAAUUUUUAGUAAAGAUUUUAAUGGAGAUUUCCGCAUGGCAUUUGGUGCUACUUUGGAAGUAAAGACUUCACGGGAAUUGAAGAUUGCAGGAGCCAUUGGUCCCUGUGUCUCUCUGAAUGUAAAAGGACCAUGUGUAUCAGAAAAUGAACUUGGUGUUGGUGGCACAAGUCAGUGGAAAAUCUGUGGCCUAGACCCCACAUCUACCCUUGGCAUCUACUUUGAAGUUGUCAAUCAGCACAAUGCCCCAAUCCCUCAGGGAGGCAGAGGAGCCAUUCAGUUUGUCACUCAGUAUCAACAUUCCAGCACCCAGAAACGCAUUCGAGUGACCACCAUUGCCCGCAAUUGGGCAGAUGCACAGAGUCAGCUUAGGCAUAUAGAAGCUGCGUUUGAUCAAGAGGCUGCUGCAGUUUUGAUGGCACGGCUAGGUGUGUUCCGGGCAGAGUCAGAGGAGGGGCCUGAUGUGCUCCGAUGGUUGGACCGACAACUCAUCAGACUGUGUCAGAAGUUUGGGCAGUAUAACAAAGAUGACCCUACAUCUUUUAGGUUAUCGGAUUCCUUUUCUCUAUACCCUCAGUUCAUGUUCCAUCUUAGAAGGUCUCCAUUUCUUCAAGUCUUUAACAACAGUCCUGAUGAGUCUUCCUAUUAUCGACACCACUUUGCCCGUCAGGACCUUACACAGUCUCUCAUCAUGAUCCAGCCCAUUCUUUACUCCUACUCCUUCCAUGGACCCCCAGAGCCUGUGCUCCUGGACAGCAGCAGCAUUCUGGCUGACAGAAUUUUGCUGAUGGAUACUUUCUUCCAAAUUGUCAUCUAUCUUGGUGAGACUAUAGCUCAGUGGCAGAAAGCUGGAUAUCAGGACAUGCCUGAGUAUGAAAACUUCAAGCACCUACUGCAGGCACCACUAGAUGAUGCUCAAGAAAUUCUACAGGCACGCUUCCCCAUGCCGCGUUACAUCAACACAGAGCAUGGUGGCAGUCAGGCUCGAUUCCUUUUGUCCAAAGUGAACCCAUCUCAGACACACAAUAAUCUGUAUGCUUGGGGACAGGAAACUGGAGCACCUAUCCUAACUGAUGACGUCAGCCUGCAGGUGUUCAUGGAUCAUUUGAAGAAGCUGGCUGUCUCCACUGCCUCUUAAACUGAGGAUGUGACCAGGAUAUUGGAGAAAACACAGUUGUGAGCAGAUCAUGUCCCAGUUAUUUAUAAAGGCUUAAUUGCAUUCCUUUAACUUCUGACAGAUUUUAAUAAAUAACCAAAGGAGGUUUUGUUUGUAAGUCUGAAGAUUAUAAUUUAUUUGUAAUCCUUUUCUAUGUCCCACUUCCUGCCCAUGAAAUUGUAAGGUCGUAAAUCUUUUGGUACUUGUAGUUGUUUACUUGCUUUUUGUAGCCUAACUUUAGAGUCUGUAUAAAAUCAGAGGUAAUGGAUUUUGUCAGCUUGUUGAAAUGAAAACAUUGAUGAUCAUGCAGGAAAUAAAUCGUUGAGGAAAGAAAGCACUGGCUAAAAUAAUGCUAAAACAAAUUUUACCUCCUGA
Molecule: messenger RNA, 3122 nt
Organism: Dipodomys ordii (Ord's kangaroo rat)
Lineage: Eukaryota; Metazoa; Chordata; Mammalia; Rodentia; Heteromyidae
Gene: Sec23b
Product: Sec23 homolog B (S. cerevisiae)
Exons: 19
Biological process (GO): COPII-coated vesicle cargo loading; endoplasmic reticulum to Golgi vesicle-mediated transport; COPII-coated vesicle budding
Cellular component (GO): endoplasmic reticulum exit site; COPII vesicle coat
Molecular function (GO): zinc ion binding; GTPase activator activity
Source: RefSeq, a predicted model, not a curated record